AUGGGAUUUGAUUACUACGGAAUACUGGGAGUGAAACGUUCGUGCAAUCAAUACGAAAUAAAACGGGCCUACCGCCGCCUCGCGCUCAAAUACAAUCCGGAAAACUACAACAACGACGAGAAUAUGAAACGUAUAUUUGCCCUAAUAGGGGAGGCUUACGAAGUAUUAGUGGACCAUAGACUUAGGGCUGUCUACGACCAGUACGGCGAGGAAGGUCUCAAGAGAGGCGUGCCGGGCCCGACGGAGUAUAUCCAACCGUACGCGUACCACGGAGAGCCGUUGAGGACAUUUCACGAGUUCUUCGGUACAACAAAUCCCUACGCCGAUUUGUUAGAUUACUACGAAAACCCUCCACCGAUGUUCGAUUCGCCUCUUGGCAAAGGGUACAAAGAAAAGGACGAGGCAAUCGUUCGACCCCUAGCCCUUUCUCUAGAGGAAAUAUACAGAGGAUGCCUUAAAAAGAUGAAGGUACAGAGAUUGGUAUUCACGGACGAAACUUGCUCGGAAUUGAAACUGCGCGAGAAAGUUUUGUCCAUACCGAUAAUGCCGGGCACGUAUCCGUGUACAGAAAUACGGUUUAAGGAGGAAGGCGACCAGGGUCCUACUAGGAUACCGGCCGACGUCGUCUUCGUGACCGAAGACAGAUCCCACGAGACGUUCAUUAGAAGCGGCCUGAGCGAUCUGCUCUACGUACAUUCAGUGUCCUUAGAAGAAGCACUGUGCGGGGUAACGAUCACCCUGAAAACUUUGGACGGAAGAACUGUCAGGAUCAAGAUCAAUGACGUCAUAAGUCCGACUUACGAAAAGAUUGUCGAAGACGAAGGCCUACCGAUACCGGCAUGUCCUAACAAAGCGAAGGGCAACCUCAUCAUACGGUUCCGCGUCGAAUUCCCAGAGUACUUAUCGGAUAAAUCCAGGAGAUCCUUCAGGGAAGCGUUCAAAGUUAAACAGAUGGAGGACAAAAAAUUCAUGAAAAUGAAAUGUGGGACUUUAUCCACUGAGUCAGAUUAA
Molecule: messenger RNA, 1011 nt
Organism: Bombyx mandarina (wild silkworm)
Lineage: Eukaryota; Metazoa; Arthropoda; Insecta; Lepidoptera; Bombycidae
Product: dnaJ homolog subfamily B member 13
Cellular component (GO): cytosol
Molecular function (GO): protein-folding chaperone binding
Source: RefSeq, a predicted model, not a curated record